AUGCUAAAAAACAUGGAGAGUGAAAACGACGACAGUGGGGCAGCUCCCGACAAAUGGGCUCGUAUUACGUCCGAGUCGUCGCUUUCCGCGCUCGCCCGCUGGUGGUAUCGUUCGGCAUCACAGAAAAACACAAAUCAUGCAGAGCGUCACGUGAACGAGUUACCUGGUGAGCAAGUAGGCACUUCAACUGCAACGGGAUGGAGCUCGGCGCUGGUGGCUCCUGAACCAGCAGCGCGAGCAGCGGAACGAGCGCGCUCCUCAAACGCUCAAGGUGCCACAGGGGAACCUGCGGUGCAGCAGCGCUCGCCAGCUGAUAGCCCUCCUCGGAAACUGGUUCACGCUGGUGUACCUGCAACGCAGACCGCUGCCUCCUCUAGCCCGAACCUCAAGCGACGGAGUGUUGGACAGAUCACCAUCGACGCGUCCGCUGUGCUGCUGUCCCCGGAGAUGCUGCACAAACUCGUAAAGCCGGACAUGGCCGGCUAUCUCUAUUAUCGCUGGCGCAUGCGUUGGCAGCGAUGUUGGUUGUCCCUGGACGGUUCGCUGCUGCGAUUCUUCGAACACGACCCACGAACGGGACGGCGUGGCCGGCUCAUUCACACCAUCUCUCUCUUCUACUGGGACUAUAUUCGAACGCCAAGUUAUAGCGAUCCACGACGUCCCUAUAUUUUGGAAGUGAAAGAUGCCAAGGGCGUUGUGCACUAUUUCGCGGCAGACUCCGAGGAGGAUCUGAUCUGCUGGAAGGAGGCAUUCUUCCGCGCACGCUCGGUUGCACCACCCGCACAUGCGAUUCCCUCCAUGGCCGAGGCGGCCUCGGUUGUCGCCAAAACAAAUAUCCAGAAGGGCCAACAAACGAACGAUGCGGUGACCCAUCGCCGUAGUAUUCGCGGCAUGUUGGCGGAAGUGACCCCACCGCAACAUUUGAUCUGUAUCGUUCACGGCAUUGGAUCUGAUGAACAGCGGCUGCGCGAGAACCUGAAAAACUUUCAUGAUGCGCUCGAUGAGGUUAUGCAGAACACGCUUCCCGAUGCGCUAACGCACUUUGGGAUUAAGACAAUAUACUGCCAUUGGCGUGCAGCGCUGCGAAAGCUCGAUGUAUACCAACGGAUGCUGCAGCUCAAUCCACUGGGCGACCAAACACCGUCGCGCUGGCGCACACUCGUCAACAACAAGUUGAUGGAUAUACUGUUUUACUUGACGCCUCGAAUCAAACGCUUUAUUCAGUGCGAAGUGGUCGCGCAACUCAACGAAGAGUACGAGCGGUUCCGCCAGAAGUAUCCGGAAUUUCGCGGCGAUAUUUCUAUUCUAGGUCACUCGCUUGGAAGCGUCAUUUCGUACGAGCUGCUGGUUCAGCAAGUGCUCAGUGACCCUAUUAUGUUGGAACGUGAAGGCCUGCGCCUACGUUUUCCCGUGCACAACCUGUUUCUAACCGGAUCGCCGCUCGGGCACGUGCUCAAUGUCGAUGAUCAUCUUCGAUCCACUAUAGGAUACUGGCCGUUCCGACUGGUGAACAUUAUCAAUCCCAGCGACCCGGCCGCCUGUCGAAUUGAACCGAUUCUGGACCCGUUCUUUGCCGAUAUUCCACCGGUGGAGAUCCCUGCGAUGGCUGGUGGUGCGAGCUCGUGGUUGUCGUUCCAGUCCACUGGUCGCUCUGGCAGGGCGCGCACCGCUAACGCCAAGGAUGGUAGUGCAGACGGUAGCGGCAGCGGCGACUUUGUCAGCGACCACGAUUCAGGGACCUUGUCCUGCGCACCGGUUGCGGCGUCAACAGCAGGCAAGCAACUGGGCAGCGCAGCGUUCAAACCAAGAAAUGGCACUUCGCCGGUGCAACGCGAGCUCCCCGAAGAGUCGUCGACGGGAGACCCCGCGACUACGCAGCCCCUGCACUGGACACGAUCGCCGCAGCCUCAUGGAUGGUUCCCCCAGCUCGAAACUGUUCGCAAGUUGGUCUGCCAGUUUCGGAUCGAUUAUGUGAUGCGACCAAAUUUUAUGGAAGAUCUGUGGGGCUUGUCGGCGCAUUUGAAUUACUGGCGGUCGCGAGAUGUGGCCUAUUUUAUUAUCCAGUAUAUUCUGCGACAGCAACUGGAGCGACAGCACCAACAAUCCGUCGCAACGAGUCCGCGCAUUGGGAAAGCGCAUGAGCACCAGUCACAAAGCAGGGCACAAGGAGCAACGCCUUGCCCGACGGUCUGCCCGGGGCCGGCAAGCCCGUCACCCGCAUCGGGUCUGGUGCAGCCCGAGUCAGAAGCCAGCAACGGGCAUACGACAAGAGCCGCUCGAGCAGAGUCCAAUGCAAACAUCGCUGCAUCGAUUCGUGAUGAUCGCGCUGCGUCCAUAUCGGGUACAGCGGAAGCGUUGGAUCCAGCGCUGCCAUACGCGUCGUACGCACCCGGCACAGCACUACUGGAUGCGUCGGAAAAGCGCCUUCCCGCCGACAACAAGGUCGAGCGCUCGGUAGUCGCAACGCCUCCACAUGGUAACGACGACGGGCAGGCACGCGACGGCAUGCCAACGAUGUUAUGUGGCGUCUCGACGGCCGUUCCGCAGCAAGUAGGCGGCGACCUCACAAAGGACGACGCCGAGCGGGCACAGGCAGCACCCGAGCGCCCUGCAGUGGUGCACCAGUCUGUGCCGCCUUCCAAUCGUCUGUCUGCUGCGUAUCCGACGGUGCGGUCGGCGUUUAUGACACGGCUCGACGGCCUGCGCGCAGAGACCCCUAUCGGAACAGCGGCUGCAGCGGACUCGGAUCCAGUUGGUGCGAUGAGUGACACGAUGCGCACACCGGAAUCGUUUUACUCGAGCGAAGACGAUGACCAGCGCCCUGCAUCCGUGUGA
Molecule: messenger RNA, 2835 nt
Organism: Cyanidioschyzon merolae strain 10D
Lineage: Eukaryota; Rhodophyta; Bangiophyceae; Cyanidiales; Cyanidiaceae
Product: similar to phosphatidic acid-preferring phospholipase A1
Exons: 1
Coding region: 1-2835 (944 amino acids)
Cellular component (GO): cytoplasm
Molecular function (GO): metal ion binding; glycerophospholipase activity
Source: RefSeq, a predicted model, not a curated record